AUGCGCCGCCAGCCGCUGCUGGAUUGGCCCGAUCCAACAGCCGGCGCCGCCGCGGCAGAAAUUGCUGCGGCGGGGCAAGAAGUGCUGCAGCAGGCGCGAGAGCUGGCCGCCGGCCUCGCGCCCGGCCUGAUGGCGCUGAUGCACACGCUGGGGCCGAGGGAGGUGUCCACGCUCAUUUACUCCUGGGGCCGCCUCGGGGGCGCCCCGUGCGACGAGCUGCUUGCAGCCACCCUCCGCCGCUUCAUCGACCUCGCCACCCACAACACAGCCCUGGGGGUCGGCAACGCCUGCUGGGGCCUGGCAAAGCUUGCUGAGUCCGACACAUCCCACUUCAGCGACAGCGAGCAGCAGCAGUGCCAAGGGUCGGGGCGCGGGGCGGGCGACGCGAGCGGCGGCGCCGCGAGCGGAGCGUUGAUGCAGUCCGUGGUGGCGGCGGCUGCGGAGCGGCUGCGAGAACUGCUGAUGGAUGAGGAGCGUGGCGGCGCGGUGGUGGAGGCGCGGCAUGUCUGCGAUGUCCUGUGGGCUGCCGGCACCCUCUCCUGCGGCGUCACGCCCGGCCAGUCCUUGGCCCUGGGCCGCCGCGCCGCCUCCUUCACCCCUGCAGCAACGCGCGCCAUUGGGCCCCACAGCGGCGCAGCCGCCAGCGCCGCGGCCGGCGGCUGCGGCAUGGAGGGCAGGUUUGCGACACAUGGCAGCGCGGUGGCACCGUACGCGCUUCUGCAGGCGCUCGGCGAGCUGCGCCAGCGGCCCGGCUGGCAGGAGCCGUACUCGGCGGCGGAGUGGUUGGCGCUGGUGGAGAGCGUGGUCUUUGUUGGGGCGGGCGACGGCGGCUACAAUGGAGGCAAUUGCGGCGGCGGCCGCGACGGCGGCGGCGGCGGCGGCAGUGGACGCGUCGAGCUGCGGCCCGAUGACUCGCUGGCAAAAGCGGGGUCGCCUGAUUUUGCGAGUGGUGACCACGGCAGCGUCGCCGAUCAGCAGCCCAGGGGAGCAUCUCACGCCCUCGCGCCUCACGCGCAUCCGCAGUCUCACGCUCGGCAGCCGCCGCCCAUGGCGCGGAUGCGCAUCGGGUGCAUAGCGGGCCUGCUCAGGACGGUCGCACGCCUCGCAUUAGGCAGCUCACCCUGCCUCGCGCCCGCCGCCGCCGCGCGCUGCGGCCAGGAGCUACUGCGCCAAGCCGCGGCGGCGGCCGCGGCCGUCACGGCGCCGGGGGCCCCGCAGCCGCCGCCGGGCGCGCUGGGCGACGCGGCCGCUGUGCUCGACUGCGCCGCGGCGCUUGGCGCGGCCGCCGGCGACCGCGGCGGCCGGGCCGCCUUUGCCGCUGUCUGCAACGCCGCGGCCGAGCUGCUGCACGCGCCGUCGCCCGGCCCCGCGGCCGCGCCUGCGCCGGCCUGGCUCUGCCAAAUCGCGUCCGCGCUGUCCAGGGCGCGCCACCGCGAUGACAACCUGAUGCGCCUCAUCCUACAAGCGGCCGGCGGCCUGGCGGCAACGCCGGGGCCCGCCGGGCGGGUGACCCUGCAGCAGGCGGCCACGAUCGGCCACGCGGCUGCGGCCCUGGAGAUGCCAGUCGCCGCGUGA
This is a messenger RNA of Monoraphidium neglectum, 1575 nucleotides long. RefSeq lists its product as hypothetical. NCBI's taxonomy places the organism in Eukaryota, Viridiplantae, Chlorophyta, Chlorophyceae, Sphaeropleales, Selenastraceae. The transcript is spliced from 4 exons. The record is from RefSeq and is a predicted model, not a curated record. Bases 1 to 1575 code for a protein of 524 amino acids.